CAGCUAGAAGAUUAUUAACAACAAACCCAAAUGUGAAUUGUUACUUUAAAGUAAUAACAAAUCAAAAUGAGUUAAACAAUCUAAAAGAUUCAACCAAUUACCCGAUAACAGCAGGAGUAGACUAUGCCGUUGACAACUGGCAUGAUUCAGAAAAUGUAGGCAGAAGCCAAUGUACAUAUCAAACACCUCAAAUAUCAUUAAGAGAAUUACUAGAUAAUGCAUAUUUAACAGAUGAAAUCCAAUUAGGAAGACAAAAAGAUUUCCAAAACCUUAUAUACAAACCAGAUUAUGGAACUGAAAAUGAU
Messenger RNA from Cetraspora pellucida, 305 nucleotides. The record is from the annotation of a GenBank genome assembly. NCBI's taxonomy places the organism in Eukaryota, Fungi, Glomeromycota, Glomeromycetes, Diversisporales, Gigasporaceae.